CUUCCACAAGCCUGCAAGACUUUUCUCAACGGAUGAAGACAUGCGCCAGUUGCUACCUCAUCCUCUUUCUCUCGGUUGACAUCAGCCAACUGGUCUAAUUAUUGCAAGCAGCAAAUUAAAUGUGCCAUUUAUGUUGGAGCAUUUUCAGUUGUUUUCGCAUAAAAUAUCCAUCCCCUCUUCUCCAUAACCUCCACCGAUGGAAACCUACAAAUUUGUCUUCGUAGCUCUGACGCUCCUAUUUUUCACCUCAACAUCGGCGGCGAAGCAUGACAACAUGACCGACCUCUCGGCGCUCCUGGCUAUCAAAGCCAGGGUCAUUGAGCAUGAUCCAGGCAGCUCUCUGUCCGCCAACUGGACCACCGACGCAUCCUUUUGCACCUGGAUGGGCGUCUCGUGCAGCCGUCGAAGGCAAAGAGUAACUUCUCUUAACAUCAGUGACACACAGCUCUAUGGCACCAUCCCUCCUCACAUCGCCAACCUUUCAUUCCUGUCGGAGCUCGUUCUUUCCAACGAUGGCCUGGUCGGACCCCUUCCUGAAUCUCUGGCUCGGCUGCCUCGACUACAAUACCUCCAGCUUGAUAGCAACCAGCUUUCAGGUUCAAUACCCCUCGCCUUUUUCAACAUGUCAUCGCUUUCCGAGUUGAUUCUCGCUAGCAACAGCAUUACGGGGACCCUGCCCCCUAACGAUACUAGUUUUCGUCCGUUGUUCCCCGAGUAUUUGUAUGUAUUUGAAAACCAGCUCACUGGCAGUAUCCCGUCCAGCCUUUUCCUUGCUCCUACCCUUCGGGAGCUUAGCUUGGCUGGGAACCAGUUAAGUGGACACAUACCGCCCGAGAUUGGAAAUAUGAAGCAUCUUACUCUCCUGUACCUUGGUGAUAACAAUCUAACGGGCACAAUACCAUCCUCUUUGGGUAACCUUACUAAUCUAGUUGACCUGAGCCUUUCCAGCAACAGCUUCCAUGGAAAUAUUCCUGAGGAGUUGGGUCGUCUUACAAACCUUAAAAGAUUGCAGAUUGGUCACUGUGGUGGUAUUACUGGUUCUAUACCGGUUUCCCUUUCUACUAUGUCAUCGCUCCGAAUCAUGGACCUUGAGAGCAAUAGCCUUGAUGGACCGGUGCGUUUGCAAUUUGGGACUAUGCCUCUUCUUAUAUCCUUGUUGUUACCCGGAAACAGACUAACCGGAGGGUUGGACUUCCUCGCAUCACUGUCAAACUGCAGAGCUUUAGAUUUUGUGGAAGUUAGAGCAAAUGAGCUGGAUGGCAUUCUACCAAAUACCGUAGGUAAUCUCUCGAGGAACCUAGCAUUCUUUAGUAUUGAGCAAAAUCAUAUUAAGGGGAAAAUUCCU
Asparagus officinalis (garden asparagus) is the source of this 1345-nucleotide messenger RNA. RefSeq names its product LRR receptor-like serine/threonine-protein kinase EFR. NCBI's taxonomy places the organism in Eukaryota, Viridiplantae, Streptophyta, Magnoliopsida, Asparagales, Asparagaceae. Gene Ontology annotation, molecular function: protein binding. The record is from RefSeq and is a predicted model, not a curated record. The annotation marks the transcript as partial. The transcript has a single exon.